Molecule: messenger RNA, 2469 nt
Organism: Cynara cardunculus var. scolymus (artichoke)
Lineage: Eukaryota; Viridiplantae; Streptophyta; Magnoliopsida; Asterales; Asteraceae
Product: probable leucine-rich repeat receptor-like protein kinase IMK3
Exons: 2
Coding region: 1-2469 (822 amino acids)
Biological process (GO): protein phosphorylation
Molecular function (GO): protein binding; ATP binding; protein kinase activity
Source: RefSeq, a predicted model, not a curated record
AUGGAGUCCCAUUUCACUUUCCAAAAAUACCCAUCUCAAAAAGAACCCCUACUUUCAACCAAAACCCAAUCUUUCAACAACAAGAAAGAAUGCAGCAAGAAAAACACACACUAUUUCACCUUACUACUACACCUACUCAUUGGUAGUUAUUUCCACAAAUGCCCAUCUGGAAAAGGUCUCCAGUUUUUAACCAAGAAAGAAAAAUGGAAGAGAAGCACACCCUCUUUCAUCUUACUACUACUACUAUUACACCUACUGAUUUGCAGUUUCCCUUCUGUUGUUUCAGCCCAAACUUGGGAUGGAAUCAUAGUCAAAGAAUCAGACCUUCAAGCCCUCCAAUCAUUCAAACAAGAACUUAUUGACCCAAAUGGUUUCUUGAAAAGCUGGAAUGACAGUGGCUAUGGAGCUUGUUCUGGUGGUUGGGAAGGAAUCAAGUGUGCUCAAGGACAGGUUAUCAUCAUACAGCUUCCAUGGAGAGGUCUUGGUGGUCAAAUCACUUCAAAAAUAGGCCAGUUUCAAGCUCUCAGAAAGCUUAGUCUCCAUGAUAAUGCCAUUGGAGGUUCAAUUCCAAAGGAAUUAGGGUUCUUGCCAAAUCUCAGAGGGAUUCAAUUGUUCAACAACAAGUUUACAGGUUCAAUACCUCCUUCACUGGGUUCAUGUACACUACUUCAAAAUCUUGAUUUUGGAAAUAAUUCUUUGGUGGGUGGAAUCCCUGAUUCCCUUGGUAAUUGCACCAAGCUUUAUAAUGUCAAUUUGAGUUUGAAUUCAUUGUCAGAUUACAUUCCUGUGUCACUCACACAAUCCCAAUCCCUUGUCUUUCUAUCUCUCCAAUACAACAAUUUUUCAGGGGUUCUCCCUGAUUCUUGGGGUGGUGCCUCCAUGGUCAAAUCUUUGACAUUUGACCAUAAUUUCUUCACUGGAAGGAUUCCUGUGUCUUUGAGCAAGUUGACUGAGCUUGAAGAGAUUUCAUUCAGCCAUAACCAAUUCAACGAAGAAAUCCCUGAUGGAUUUGGAGGACUUGUUAAGCUUAAAAGCUUAGAUCUUUCUUACAAUUCCAUUAAUGGCAGCAUACCCACUAGCUUUUCCAAUUUGAGUUCGCUCACUUCAUUGAAUUUAGCUCACAACAAUCUCAAGGGUCAAAUCCCAGUUUUCUUGGGUGAUCAACUAAAACUUGCUUUCUUCAAUGUGUCUUACAACAACCUAUCUGGUCCUGUCCCAAAUCAACUCUCUUCGAGAUUCGAUUCAAGUGUUUUUGUGGGUAAUCUUGAUCUCUGUGGAUACAACCCUUCAACCAGGUGUCCCAUGGUGGCUCCUCCACGGGAGAGCCACCAACGGAAACUAAGUACCAAAGAAACCUUGCUCAUUGCAGGAGUUCUGAUAGCAGUUUUACUGUUGGUUUGCUGUAUACUUCUGUGUUGUUUGUUAAAAGGAGACGCAGUGAAACAGAAGGAUGUGGAAGGAGGUGGCGGUGCUGCCGCUACAAAGGGGAUUCCGGUGGGCAAGGGUGAAGGUGAGGCGGCAGCUGGAGAGGGUGGAGGGAAGCUUGUGCAUUUUGAAGGUGGGAUGGAGUUCACAGCUGAUGAUCUUUUGUGUGCAACAGCUGAGAUAAUGGGAAAAAGUACUUACGGAACUGUUUACAAGGCGACAUUAGUGGAAGGGAAUCAAGUGGCUGUGAAGAGGUUGAGAGAAAGGGUUACAAAGAACCAAAAGGAAUUCCAAAGUGAAGUGAAUUCAAUUGGGAAAAUUAGGCAUCAAAAUCUAUUGGCAAUGAGGGCUUGUUACUUGGGUCCAAAAGGGGAGAAACUUCUUGUUUUUGAUUAUAUGCCCAAAGGAAGCCUUGCUACUUUCCUCCAUGCUCGAGGACCGGAUACACCGGUUGAUUGGCAAACAAGAAUGAGAAUAGCCAAAGGGAUGACUCGAGGUUUACUCAACCUCCACACCCAGCACAACAUAAUCCAUGGAAACCUAACUUCAAGCAAUGUUCUUCUUGAUGACGAUCUUACCCCCAAGAUCGCGGAUUUCGGGUUGUCGCGGCUGAUGACGGCUACAGCAAACUCAAAUGUAAUUGCGACCGCCGGUGCACUUGGGUAUCGGGCUCCUGAGCUUUCCAAGCUCAAGAAAGCUAACACUAAGACCGAUAUAUAUAGUCUUGGUGUGAUCAUGUUAGAACUCCUAACAGGAAAAACACCAGGAGAAGAGGAAGAUGGUGUCGGUUUGCCGCAAUGGGUGGCUUCGAUUGUAAAAGAAGAGUGGACCAAUGAGGUUUUUGAUUUGGAGUUGAUGAAGGAUGCCUCUGCUAUUGGUGAUGAGCUGUUGAACACAUUAAAACUGGCUUUGCAUUGUGUUGAUCCGGCGCCAUCGGCUCGGCCGGAGGCUCAGCUGGUUCUUCAGCAGCUGGAAGAGAUUAGACCGGAAACAGCCACCACUUCUGGAGAUGGUGGCGGUGGCGACCCUUCGACAGGCGACUGA